AGUUGUGCUCGAACCACCGAGCACACAGCGUUGUUUGAGUGCACUCGAAACUGAGCGUUCAUCGUUGAUCUUCGUGUACGAGCGUUGUUUUCUCUACGAUUUUCGCGGCGAUUUUCACCGCGUAACACACGAAUCGAUUGCCAGAGAUGAAGACGUCGCCAGCCUGGCCCUAUUGAACGUGUCGUUACUCGCGGAAAGCCGUCAGGAUGAUGCAGGAAAUCGCGGACCAAUCCUCCAAGACGGUGCUCCUGAACACGUUCGUGGUGAAAAAGAAACGGUGCAGAGUCUACUUUCAUCGGGGCACGCUCAUCUGGGAAACGGAGAAGCCGCCGUACACGAGAUGGACGCUGCCCAUGUCGGACGUGCUUGCGGUUCGUUACGGGGACGAUUGGAUACCCGGGGUCAGCGUCAAGGAAAAACAGCCGGCUACGUCGCCGACGUCGCCGACUGUCUGCCCGACGAAUUUCAUUCUACAUUACGCCGUACGCGGUCCAAAGAAUAAAUGGAGUCAUCACAGCGUGACGAUGAGCCAUACAGAUCCUAGGCAGGUCGCGUCCUGGGUAAAAACUAUCAGGAAUUACCUCAUGGGACUCUCUCAUCGCCCCAGGAAGGUUCUAUUGUUCGUUAAUCCCUUCGGGGGAAAGAAGAAAGGAUUGAAGAUCUGGGAGAAAGACGUUCAGCCCUUGAUGACCAUCGCUGGCAUCGAGACGAAGAUGUUGAUCACGGAAAGAAUUGGUCACGCUCGUGAUAUACUUCUGAGCGCGGAUCUGAGCGACUUCCAUGCGGUGGUGUGUAUCGGCGGAGAUGGUACCCUCGCCGAGGUGAUAAACGGCCUGGUAUUGAGGACCUCGAGAGACAGACAGAUCGAUCCUAACGAUCCGAACGUAAUUCUGCCGAGUCCUCGGCUUCCGAUCGGAGUAAUUCCCAGCGGAAGCACGGACACGGUGGCGUACAGCCUCCACGGAACGACGGACGUGCAAACCGCGGCGAUACAUAUCAUAUUCGGCGACAGCACCGGCCUCGAUAUUUCAGCCGUUCACAGCGACCAAACGUUGCUAAGGCUGUACGCCAGCAUGCUGAGUUAUGGUUAUCUGGGCGACGUGAUAAGGGACAGCGAAAAGUUUCGAUGGAUGGGACCUCAGAGAUACGAUUAUUCGGGUUUCAAGAAGAUAAUCGCGAACAAAGGGUACGAAGGAGAGAUACAUCUACUCUCGGACCCUUGCCACCCAGCGACCAGCACGAGGUGCACGAAAAAUUGCAGCAGGUGCUUGCAGCACAUGCACAACAGCAUUCCCGACAAAGAAAUAUCCAGAUGGAUGACCGUCAGAGGGAAGUUCUUCAUGGUGAACAGUGCGAAUCUCGCCUGCAGUUGCUCGAGGAGUCCGAUGGGAUUCAGUCCGCACUGUCACGUGGGGGACGGUUGCGUAGACGUGAUUCUAGUUCGGCAUACAUCGCUCUUCAACAACAUCAGAAUGUUGCUGAGGUUGGCCAGCAAACAGAAAACAUUGUACGAUCUGCCGUUCGUCGAGGUGUACAGAGCGAGGGAGUUCACGUUCCGGGCAUUGCCUACCUUGCACAUGCAAUCGAACAACGAGAUUAACAACCGGUAUCUGAACUCGAGCCUCAGCGUGUGGAACUGCGACGGCGAGGUGAUCGAUAGCUCCAACGUGAAAAUCAGAGUACACUGCCAACUAGUGAAUGUAUUCACGAGACGAGCCCAGGAACCAGUCCACGAGCGUACCUGUCUGUGUUAGUGGCAAGUAUAUACGGUCGAUCGACAUUCUACUUGAAGUAAAAAGAAAACGGUCGCGCGUGCCCCAAGGAUCGCGAUGCAGUUUAAACCGCAUAGUUCCUUCGACUUGCCCUAAUUAAAAUCGUUACCGCUGCAUCGUCAGACGCAGAACCAUGAUACGAUUCGAACUAAGAUCUCAGGCGAUUCACUACGAUAGCUUGAGGAUCGCGUCUCAAUUAGAAUAUUAUUUAAACGAAAAUUAAUUUUUUUUAAAUCGAUAUUGUUAAUAAGAUUUAGAUACUUCUAAAGCUCCAUAAUGUAAUUUACAAGAUAUUUGCGCUCAAAUGUUUGAUUACGAACGAGACUAAUCUACUUAAAUCGCGACUGUUUCCUUAUCUGUCUUGUAUCUUCUGAAAUCGAGAUCCAAGAUUAGCAAGAACUAUGUCAAUGUCCAUGAAGACCUCAAAGGAGGCAGGAUCUUAUAUUACGAUCGACCUAUUUUCUUUCCUUUUCUUGGAUCAUAGCGUUUAAUCAUCUGACAUUCCAUAGUGGACAUGUCCACCCGCGGCUCGGCCGACAAAAUGUACUUAACGAAUUUUUUAUGAUAACAAUUAUCGGGUUUUUCCGAUACCGAUGUACUUCGCGUGUUUUAGUAUUUAAAGUUAAGCGAAGAGCAUGGUGAUUGCUGUAGGUUCGGUAUAUGAAUGGAUUCUUCCUUGUAGGAUAUAUCCGAGGACAUUACGAUUAGAAUGAUUAAGUUUUCAUUCGGUAGCGUUCGGUACGAAGUGCGCAGAACGAAAAAUCGUCCUUAAAAAUUGUACGUCUAUAUUUUUAAUCUGAGAAGGGCGACCCAAAGUGAUUAGAAUUAGUAUUUAAUAAGAAUUGAAAAGUCGGAAGAAAAAUAAUUGUGAUGAGGUUGUAUCGACGUAGCGAUAUUUUCUUCACGAUGACCAACAUGGUUCAUUGAUUAUGACAGAAACGACAAAUGUAUUUUCGAGAAACAAGUUCGUAACUGUUAGAGCUUAGGCUUAUAAAACUUCAGAGAAGAAUCGUACAGCAUUUACUCGAAAAGUUUUUCGAACUAUUUAUGUAUUUAACUGCAGAUCAGCUUUUUUUGUAAUUCUAAUGUUUCUUUCUUAGUCUGAUCAGCUUGCAGACAGCGUAAGAGAAACCUUGCUAGAUUCUAAAAGAAAAGAAAGCUCGAAAAUUGUUCGCAACAAGCCUUUCCAGUCGGAAUGUAAAUGAAGACGAGGGGUAACUUUCACUUGAACUUUUCUAGUCUGUUGCGUUCGCAUCAAUGAAAUACACGUGCUGCUCCGUCCUUAAUUUCCGUGUCCUAUCGCACUUUUAUAUUAUCUAAAGGGCGAAAGUUUCCCUCGUUUUCUCGGCCGUGAAUUAAUCUCCGGAAAAUAAAAAAAGAAUAUUUUCUCAGGAGUCAAUAAUUCUCAAACACGACAGUGGGCAAGAGGAUUUCAUUUUACUUUGUGACUUCGCCGUUUGUAUUCUUCUUUCUGUGAUAACUCAAUUUCUCUGUUUCUCAUUCGAUACUGUUAAUCGAAUACUUCGCCCAUUGCUUGCAGUUACCGUAUAAUUUGUAUUAAAAUAUUCCUUGGCAUCAAUACUUGACUUUGUUAAAUUUUUUAUUUUAUAAUCGUUCUGGCAACGGGUUUAUCUUUGUGUGUAUUAUUGGAGAAGAUCAUUUGCAUUCUUAAAGUAGCAUUUAUUUUAGAAAAUGUAAACAGCGGCGGACCACAAAGGAUUAACGACCGAUUUUAAAAAGAGAAUUUAGCGAUUAGAAACAGAUUAUUUUGUAGAGGCAUGUGUCCAGGUUGUACAAAUAUUUUAAUACACAUACACACACACACAUAUAUAUNAUAAGUACAUAAAUCCAUAUGUAUAUAUCUAUAUUUUAAUUACAAGGUAUUUAUAUAUAUAGAGCGGAAAAUAAGAAGCGACACGUCGCUUCCAGUAUGGCUGUAACCAAUUUCUUUCGAUUAUUUUCAGAAUGGUGCACCGAACGUUAAGAAUGGUUGCGUAUAUAUUAUUAAUAAAUUGUACUUCACUUUUUCGUAUCAA
Molecule: messenger RNA, 3808 nt
Organism: Ceratina calcarata
Lineage: Eukaryota; Metazoa; Arthropoda; Insecta; Hymenoptera; Apidae
Gene: Cerk
Product: Ceramide kinase
Exons: 8
Coding region: 207-1754 (515 amino acids)
Biological process (GO): ceramide metabolic process; phosphorylation
Molecular function (GO): ceramide kinase activity
Source: RefSeq, a predicted model, not a curated record